This is a messenger RNA of Anthonomus grandis grandis, 3326 nucleotides long. RefSeq names its product ubiquitin-protein ligase E3C. The record is from RefSeq and is a predicted model, not a curated record. NCBI's taxonomy places the organism in Eukaryota, Metazoa, Arthropoda, Insecta, Coleoptera, Curculionidae. Gene Ontology annotation, molecular function: protein binding; ubiquitin protein ligase activity. Gene Ontology annotation, biological process: protein polyubiquitination; ubiquitin-dependent protein catabolic process. Bases 204 to 3098 code for a protein of 964 amino acids. The transcript has 15 exons.
GCCCAGUCAGAUUUGUUAUGAUUUUUUUUUGGAAAGGAGCAAUUUUGAAAUUUAUUGUCAAUUUUUGUUGUAAAUUAAGUUUUGUCAUAAUCAUCCAUCACUUUCCGCUUAUUAAUACAUUUUCAGUGAUUUGAGUUUAGGUGUCCAAACUUGGAUACUUCCAUCAGUCUCUAAUUGGGGAGAUUUUUAAGAGACAAAGCAGAAUGGCAUUUAAAUUAAGCUACAGCUUUGAAGGUAAUACUAAAACCAGACCCGAGCAAAAUUUAUCUGGCGCCAGUCGGAAACUUACCAGAGACGACCUGAUACAAAAGACUCAAGAAGAACGUCGCAAAAGACAAGAGCAAAGAUUAAAGUUACAAAGUGCAGAGCUCUUACAAUCACAUAUCCGUAGCUACCUUGUUAGGAAACAUGUCAAAGAAGAGCAGAGACAGCAAUAUAGCCGGAUAGAGAGUAGCAUUAGUGUUUCUGACAAGUUAAAAAAACUAUUAUUUUUUUACGAUCCCAGUUUAGAUUUUGAUAAACUGUUAAAAUUAUCAAAGAAUGUGCUUAGUCAGGUGAAAGAGAUUCACCAUAAAGUAAACACGGAUUCCCAAUCAGCUUGGGCACUAAAAAGAUUCUUAGUUUUAUGUAUGAAACAUUUUAACUGUGCAAACGUUGAUGUCAUGCUGAAAGUUGUUAAUGUAUUUACCGAUAAGGCGGAUAUAGUCUUCUAUUUAUUAAGAAAAGGUUACUACAGAUUCUUAAGGAACUUGUUGGACAACAGUCCCAAGGAGAGGCUACCGGAAGUAACCGCCUUAAUACACAAACCUUUAAAGUUUUUAAGUGACUUCGGUCCGAGUCAAGACACAGUACUCUCAGAAUUCUGUGACAACUUCCUGAGACCUAAGAUAACCCAUAAUAUUAAAUACUACCUUAUUCCAUAUUUAAAAGGGAAGUCUGACUCUCUGUAUUAUGAUAAACUCAUAAGGUAUUUAAGCAGCAGUUAUUAUAUUACAGCGAGCAAUAGCUUGUUUUAUUGCAUGUUAGCACUGGAACCUACAGAUUAUGAACCAACCUAUGACACUAUCCACAUUCUUUCACUCUUAAGUAAAGACUUGCACACCUUAAGGCCGGGAUUAGAUCUCACAGAUGAUGACGACUAUGACGAAGAUGACGAUAUAGAAAUGACCGAUGAAAAGGUCUUGCUUUCCGAUUAUUUAAACAUCAUGAACGGCUCUAAUAAAGUUAAGAAAUGGCUUAACUUUUUCGAGGCGAACUCUGACGACCAAUCGGUGCUCAAGUGUUUCGUGAAUUUUGCUCAGAACUUAUUGUUAGUUUAUAAGGAUUCGAUCAGAAAGUUUUUGUUGCUUUAUAAAUUGGGCCUGAAUAGUAUUUUCCUGAAAAAGCUGUGGUCAACCAUAUCAAAAAGUCAACCGGCGGACUUGCAGAUUAACGGGGCGUCUUUAUUGUCUUGGAAAGACUGCCACACUAACCUCUCAGUGUUCUGUGAUAUGUUUACUUUUUAUACCGAAACUCUUACUGAUAAGGAAAAUUCUGACACAAGCGAAACUUUUACGCCAAACGAUUUACAUUCGAUGUCAUCACUUUUAAAAGGAGUCGCUUUAGAUCUGAUUGAAGUGGCUUUUCCUAUGUGCCGAGCAAGUUCAAUUUCAGCGACCCCGGAAAUUUCCCAUUUAUAUCAGUCGUAUUUGGAUUGCCUGAAAAUGCUCUACACUUUGGAUAUGAGGAAGCAGUUUUGCCCUCCGGGAUUCUGGACCGCGAGGAAAAUGCACGUUUCGCACGAUUUGGCGAAGAAAAACUACUUAAGCAAACGGAGUUUCCCUUUCGGAAGUCAUCCACCAUUCAUAGACGAUGAUGAGCAUCUGCCACCUUUGUCGACCAUAGAGCAAAGAUCCUUAGCGAUUUUACAAGAACUUCCGUUUUUGAUACCGUUUAAUACGAGAGUGCAAUUGUUGAGGGAUUUAUGCAGGUACAGCCUGGGCGAAAAUGAUUAUCAAAGGAUGCACCACGAACGUAUGUUCGACAACACCGUAGUUAUAAGAAGGAAUUAUUUGUAUGAAGACGCGUUUGAGAAAAUAUCUACGAAAAGCGAGACCGACCUAAAGCAUAGAGUAAGAAUCCAAUUCAUAAACAACAUAGGGCUCGAAGAAGCCGGCAUAGAUGGCGGUGGGAUCUUUAAGGAGUUUAUCAACGAAGUGCUUAAAACCGCUUUUGAUCCGAACAGGGGUUUUUUCCUAAUGACCGCGGACAAUACUCUUUACCCGAACCCGAACGUGCAUCUGAUCGUAGAGAACUUUGCCGAGCACUAUCAUUUUAUAGGAAAACUUGUUGGAAAGGCGAUUUUUGAAAACAUUUUGGUGGACCUUCCUAUAGCGGAAUUUUUUCUAGCUAAACUUUUAGUUGACCGAGCCAGCGCUUGCUACUUGAAAUCACUGGACCCGGUACUUUACAGAAAUCUGCUCUAUCUUAGAGAUUAUAACGGUGACGUCAGCGAUCUCGGUCUCGAUUUUACCACCGUGAAUAACGAUUUAGGAGAAACCAGGGUUAUGGAACUGAAACCGGACGGCAGAAACAUUCCAGUAACCAACGAAAACCGUUUGGAGUACAUCCAAAAAUUAGCCGAUUUAAAAUUAAAUGUUCAACUUAAAAAGCAGUGUAUCGCUUUUAGGAACGGACUUAAUAGCGUUGUACCGCUGCUUUGGUUAAAACUGUUCAACCAUAAGGAGCUGCAGGUGAUUAUAGGGGGCGAUAAUCAGGAGGUGGACCUUAACGAUUUGAGAGCUCACACGGUUUAUUCCGGGGAUUUUACUGCUGAGCAUCCCACUAUUCUUAUGUUUUGGCGGAUUCUUUACGAAUUUACGGACGUGCAAAAACGACAGUUGUUGAAGUUUGUCACUAGUUGCUCAAGGCCUCCGCUACUUGGUUUUAAGGAACUAAACCCUCAGUUUUGUAUUCAGUCCUCUGGAGUGGAGCAUCGGAUGCCAACCGCGAGUACCUGUAUAAACUUACUAAAAUUACCGAUAAUAUACGAAGAGGAAGUGUUACGAUCAAAACUGGUAUCCGCGAUUGAAAUACAAGCAGGUUUCGAAUUAUCUUAGACAAUUCUUAUGUGAGAUUUUUUAUUUUGUUUUAUUAGUUUUAAAUCUUUAUUUAUUAUUGUUUAUAUAGAAACCUGCUGUAUUCUGGAUACACUUGUUACUGUUAUUAUAUUUAUAUCUCUUCUAGAGAUGGACGCAUGUUUUUUUUUAAUAGUUAAUUUUUUAUUUUUAUUUAAGAUGUGUGUACAUUUUGUCAGAUCGAAAUAAAUAAUAUGUUGUAGAAAGUCA